AUGGCUACAACAUCAUUUAUAACCAGUUCCUAUGCAACACGCAUUCGAGAAUCAGUCACUCUCUUGACACAUUACACAAACAAGCUGUGGACGGACGACCAAGAUCUCAUGCUAAAUGAGUUCUUAAACAAUCCAAAACACACCAGACUCAUUGCCUUUGUCGAAUCUGGACCGCAUAAUAAUGAAGGCGAACUCAGACUCCAGUUCAACGUGCCAACUCAUCCUGGUCUAGAAGAACUCGUCUUCUUCCUACAAGAAGAUGCACCUGCCAAUACUCCCAAAAAGAUUCAAGUCGGCAUGGUCAAGGGUAAUACAUUGGACAGUCUCUUGCAUGUCAUGCAAGACUUGUAUACUCCCCUUUUAAGUGAUAAUGCACGGUGGCCUGAGACUGUUAGAAAGGACUUUGAUUUAGAACUCCAGCGAUUCAUGGCUCUGCUGACUGAUGCAGCAAAUAUGAGAAAGGGUGCUACAGUCUUGUAUAUACCACGAGAAGAUCUAGAAGUACCAGAAAGAGCUUCUCGAAACAAGGAUAUAGUACAGCGGCUAGAAUCACUGUUACUAUAUUGGACUCGUCAAAUCAAGUCUGUAGUCACGGGAUCUAGAAGCUCCGAAACCUCAGAAAGCUCUGGGCCAUUAGAAGAAAUCCAAUUCUGGAAGAGUAGAUGUGAUGACUUGUCUGGUAUAAGUGAGCAACUCAAAGGCAAAGACAUUGGCCGUGUCAUUCGAGUCCUUGAAAUCGCCCAAUCCUCAUAUCUCGACGCAUUCACCCGAUUAUCCCAAUCGAUACAAUCAAAUACUCUAGAAGCACAAGAUAAUCUGAAAUAUCUAUCGACAUUAAGUGCUCCAUGUCAAACUCUGGCCAAUGCCGAACCAAAAGCCAUUGCAGCCUUUCUCCCAAAACUGUUAAGCACAGUCCGUCUCAUAUGGGCCAACUCGGAAUACUUUGGUACUCGUGAAAAGAUAACAGGUCUAUUACGCCAAAUAAGUAAUGAAAUAAUACGUCGAUGUUGUGUCUUUAUAUCCCUCGAAGACAUCUUCCAGAAAGAUGCACAUGCUGGUCUAGCACAACUAGUAGAAGCCAUAUCAUGUACAGAGGGCUGGAAGAAUGCAUACAAGAACAUGACGAAACAUCUUGUUCGUCACUCUGAACGUGUAUGGCAAGUCGAUGAAAGCUCGGUCUUUUCAUCACUAGAAGCAUUCCAACAACGAUGUCGUGAUUUGGCUGAAGUUUGUGAAGCCCAAAUACAGUUUGCUCGCAAGACUCCCGGUGGGCCUGAUUCUGCACCAAUUCCUGUAUUUGGAGGGUCGAAUGGACCAAGUACCGUGAAGAGCCUGGAAAAUAUUGAGAGUGUUUUCAAGAGGAACACUUCUACAUUGUGGACUAUUCACGACUCUAUUCUGGACGUGAAACAUACUAGAUGGCACGACUACUUUGGUCGGUUCAAGGAUGGGCUUAAGGAUCUCGAAGUGAUGAUGCAAACCGUAAUAAGCAAUUCAUUCGAAACGGCUCUGUCUAUAGAACAAGCUGUUGAACUACUCGAAAUCUUCCAUCACCUCGCCAAACGAGAAACAAUCAAACGUGUAGUUGAAAAGAAGACUGCCGAUACCUGGAUUAUGUUUAUACACGAACUCAAUGCCGUAAAAGAGCUAUUCGAAAAACAUAAACGAACACCCGAUAUAUUGAGAUCCAAUCCAGACUUUUCCGGAUCUGCCAAUUGGGCACGAUCUCUAUUACGUCGUAUAACAUCUCCUAUGGCUGCAUUAUCGAAUGCAUAUUAUUUGCCUAAAACGAGUCUAUCUACUGAUGCCAAGGCUCAAUAUGACCCGCUAGUUGCAGCCAUAGAAGAUUACAUUACGCGUCAGCAUAAUGAAUGGGUUGCUACUACAUCCGCCAACCUUGCUGGUAAAUUGGAAACUACGCUCAUGUCUCGAAGCGGGGGUCCAGGAUCGGCACUUGAUGUCAAGUUUGAUAAGAACUUGCUGAGGCUGUUUGCUGAAGUGCAUUAUUGGCAAAAGACAAAGAGUGAUGUUGUGCCAUUCCAUUGCCAAGAACUUCAUGGGAAGAGAGAAGAAUUAAGAAUUCUACGAGAGAACGUUCUGUUGGUGGUGAGAGACUACAAUCUAGUAAUGGAAACUCUCAGCCCUGAAGAGAUGCUUCUCUUCCGUGAACGUAUACGGCUCUUGGACAGGAAGAUCAAUCCUGGUUUAACGAGUCUCACUUGGGCAUCAAAGAACAUUACCGAUUACUUUGUCAAAGAAUGCCGUCGUGUCGGCGCCGAACUGCAAAAGACUGUAGCAGAAUUCAUUGAUGCCAACCAGAAAAUACGUCUCAACUGUAAACUCAUUGCCGAGACAUUAUUGUGGAGGGUUGAAAGUAAACGCAUCUAUGAGAUUGGUGAAUUUGCCGCAGCUCAAGACCAGCAUCGUAUUAUUGUGCGUGAGAAGCUCAAAUCGGCACAUGAAUCUAUAAGACAGACGCUCUUGUCUGUCUUUGAAUUCUUCCGAAAUGAUGGAAGAGAAGUCAUGGCACAAUGGGCAUACUUUGUUGCUCGUGUAGAUAAAAUGGUGGAAGAAGCAUUACGUCUUACAGUCAAGAGAUCGUUGCAAGACAUUGGAAAGGCAAUCAAUGGUGAAGGCAAGAGCCGAGACUCUGCCGUCCAACCGCUCUUCAAAGUCAACGUAUCUCUCGAGAAUCAAAAAGUCGAUUUCAGCCCAACACUUCAAAGACUGGAAGAAAUUGUUUUGCGUGUUGCCAAAGAUAUGUUGAUGGCAGUCAGUGUCGCUGGUCGAUUCUCUCAAUUGCUUGGUAUAGAUUCACCGUCCAAGAUAAUCACCACCCUAAAUGAUGAGUUGGCUAAAGAUGAGGAUAUCUUGAAGAUACUGUUGUCUAUACAGAAUGGAAUGGCGAAUAAUGCUACCAAGAGUCAGGCACAUUUGAGAGUGUGGGAUGGAUAUAGGGAGAUAUGGGAGAUUAAUAAGGAUGCUUUCAUUCGAAGAUAUGCGAAAUUAAAACCUGCUCUUUCUACAUUUGAUGCUGAUAUUGGCCGAUAUGGUGAAGUUGCUAACAAUAUUCAAAAGGAGGAAACCUUGACAAACAUCAACUUUGUUCGUCUGGAUUCUUCGCCGCUCAAACAUCAACUUGUGCUGCACUGUACAGCAUGGUCGAACAAGCUCACGACUUUGUUGAAGACCAACAUGAUGACCGAGUUGACUGGUCUUCACCAGAAAUUGUCAACCUCGUCAGAUCGUUUACGACAAACUCCUGCAGAUGUGGACGAGUUAUCCGAGUCUAUUAAUCUAUGCUCGCAAUUGCGAGGUGAAAUACCUGGCAUUGAGGGUCAAUUUGCACCUAUACAUGAACAAUUCUCGAUUCUGGAGAAGUAUGAGGUGCCUAUAUCAGAUGAAGAGCGAGCCAUGCUUGAGAGUCUGCAUACGAGUUGGCUCAACUUCCAGCAAACAUUGUCUGAUGCUGAGCUCAUGCUGCAAGAAUAUAAAGCCAAAUUCAAGACCCAGCUAUUGGCUUCUAUUGAAGAAUUUGGUAAACGUGUUGACGCUCUUCGAGAAGAGUUCACCACCAAAGGACCAUUCUCAUCAACGCUGGAAGUUGAUCGAGCUCAAAAACUCAUAUCCGAAUACCGUACUGCUGCUCAACAGGCAAAGACCCAAGACCAAUUCCUUCGCAAAGGAAUGGCAGUCUUCCAUGUCGAGCAUCGACCAGGUGCAGAUAUCGACGUACUAGUAGCGGAUGUAGACAGAUUACACGAAAUCUGGGUGGGUCAUGAAGAAUGGCUGACUGCAUGGACAUCAUGGAGUAAUGAGCCAUUGUCGAGUAUGAACGUCUCUGGAUUGGACGAUACCAUACAAAAGUUUACCAAACGGUUGGCGAAGCUUGCCAAAGACAUUGCCGAAUCACCAGAAGUAUUAAGAACACUUCAGGAACGUGUAGCGCAUGUUGCCAAGACCGUCCCUAUCGUCAAUGACUUGAAGAGUCCAGCGUUACGACCACGACAUUGGGAACACCUCAUCGAAGAAACUGGAAAAACAUUCGAUCCAGCAUCUCCUGAUUUCACACUAGCUAAAAUCAUGGCAUUGGAAUUCAAUACUGAUGUUGUAUCCCAAGUUGCCAUGUCUGCUGGUCAAGAAUUGAUUAUAGAGGAAGGAUUACAAGCCAUUGACAAUUCUUGGCGAAAGAUGGAUCUGACUAUGGUGCCAUUGAGGGAUGAACGUAAACUUGGGUUUUAUAAAAUUCAGUCUACGGAUGAUAUCACCCAGUUGGUUGAAGAUCAACAAGUUAAAUUGACUUCUAUGAGAGGCUCUAAAUAUGUGACUCCUUUUGAGGAGCAGGUUGAGCAUUGGGAGCAGUUGCUUGUUGAGACUGUUGAUGCUGUUGAAGCAUUGUUGAGUGUUCAAAACAUGUGGCUGUAUCUGGAGAGUAUUUUCGCCACUGAAGACAUCAAGAAACAGUUACCAAAAGAGACGGCAUUCUUUGAGCAAGUGAAUCGUACUUGGAAGGAAACAUUAGGACAGAUUGCUGGAAGUCGUAAUGUCUUAAAGGCAACCAAACUGCCAAAUCUUAACAAGACCUUGCCAGAACUCCAAGCCAAUAUGGAAAAGAUUCGCAAGUCAUUGGACUUAUAUCUACAUGUCAAACGCACGGCCUUCCCUCGAUUCUUCUUCUUGUCUUCAGAAGAAUUGUUGGAUAUACUUGGCCAAGCAAAAGAUCCGCAAUCAGUCCAACCACAUGUCCGUAAACUAUUCGACAAUGUAGUUGAGAUUGAGUUUGUAGCAGCUGGCACAGAUUCUCGCCGACAUUACGAAAUUGCUGGAAUGAGGACAGGAGAUGACGAGUAUCUGCCAUUAGCAGAUCCUAUUGUCAUUGACUCUCCAGUCGAAACAUGGUUGGAUGACUUCACCAGUAAAAUGCAGCUCACCUUACGUAACCUCAUACCUGGUUGCAUUGCAGCAAGUAAAAAGUUAAAGAGGGAUAAAUGGAUUCGUGACUGGCCUGGACAAGUUGUAUUAAUGUCCGCUCUGAUACUUUGGACAUCAGAGACGUCUAAAGCUCUGCAAGACUCACAGAGUGGUGAUAAGCCAGCUUUGAGAGAAUUGAAAAAGCAACAAAUGUCUGGUCUCAAGAAGCUUGCCGAGUUGGCCAAAGGCACUACAAUGUCAGACCAUGAACGAAUCAAAUGCCAGUCACUUAUAACACUAGAUUUGCAUUCUCGAGAUGUUACUGAUAUGCUCAUCAAAAAGGCUACUGGCGCAGAUCACUUCUCGUGGUUGAGCCAGAUGCGGUUCUAUUGGGAACGCUCCAAUAAUAACAAUAAUAGCUCAUCAGAGUCUGGAGAUCUAGUAAUGAAACAAACUAAUGCCCAAUUCCAAUAUGGCUACGAAGUCACCAGUAUACGUCGUCUAGUCUUGACACCUUUAACUGAUCGGGCACUGCUCACCCUCACCAGUGCCUUGAGUUUAGCUCGUGGUGGUAGUUUACAAGGACCUGCUGGUAUAGGCAAGACGGAAACCGUAAAAGAGUUGGGUCGUACUAUGGGUAAAUACGUACUAGUAUAUAAUUGCUCCAAGGCUAUGGAUUAUCGAACUCUCGCCAGAAUAUUUACCGGUCUUGUACAAACUGGUGCAUGGGGCUGUUUUGAUGAAUUCAACCGUAUUGAGCCAGAGAUUUUGAGUAUUAUGACUAGUCAGGUAGCUUCUAUACUACAAGCCGUGCGACGUCGAUCCAAGACAUUGAUUUUGGACGGUCAGGAGAUGUCCUUAGAUUCGUCACUAGGAGUGUUUAUCACGAUGAAUCCCAACUUUGCUGGCUGGAAUGAAUUGCCUGAAAGUCUAGCGGCUCUCUUCCGACCUGUAGCAUUAUUACUACCCGAUAGUGCUUCUAUAGCUGAAAACUUGCUUGUAUCGCAAGGUUUCUCGAAUUGCCAUGCUCUGGCCAGUAAAAUUGAAUUGGCAUUCAACGUAAUGGCCCAGCAAUUAUCUUCUCAACGUCAUUAUGACUUUGGUCUCCGAGCGCUGACACGAGUAAUUAAGGUUGCUGGUGAGAGGAGACGGCUGAAUUCCAAUCUCUCUGACGAAGUCGUAGUGUAUACAUCACUGCAAGAAUGCAAUGUGUCUAAACUAGUAGAUGUCGACAUACCCGCAUUCUUGGCCAUCCUGAAGGACAUCUUCCCUGGUAUUGAAGGGGCAGUCGACGAUAAUGUAGCUUUUGCUGCUGCCCUCAAAUUAGAAAUGUCAAUCACAGAACUGCAAUCUACGGGUAAUCUCGCAUUAAAGAUUUCUCAGCUCUAUGAUACGAGAAAUCAUCGUCCUGGUAUUGCCCUAAUUGGUCAGACAGGUGCUGGCAAGUCGACGAUAUGGAGGACAUUGAUGAACACGCUAAAUCGAAUGGCUACAGCUUCUCCAAGUCAAUUUAGUCCUAUCCGUAGUCUGGUCAUCAAUCCCAAAAUAUAUACAGUUAGUGACUUGUAUGGCCGACUCAACCCGAACUCGAAUGAAUGGGAAGAUGGAUUGCUCUCGGGCUUAUUGCGUCAAGUAUGCCGAUCAGAAAGUAACGAACACAAAUGGGUGAUAUUAGAUGGACCAGUGGACUCUACAUGGGUCGAAAGUCUCAAUACUGCUCUAGAUGAAACCAGACUGUUGACCCUAAAUAAUGGUGAGCGUAUUGUCAUACCAGACCAUGUCAAACUAGUAUUCGAGACAUCGGAUUUGAAUGCAGCAUCUCCAGCUACCGUGAGUCGAUGCUCUAUAGUAUAUGUAAAUAGUAACGAGGCCAUGCCAAAACACUUUAUGGCCACUUGGUUGGCCAGUCGACAAACCAGUAGUAAUCCCAGUGAGACUCCUGUCUUGACUAAACUAGUAGAAAAGUGGUUUGAAAAAUGUCUCAAGUUCUGGAAGUCUGUAGCUGCUGAGGACGCUAUACAUCAUAAUGUGCUGAUGAUGGUCAAGACCUUCUCACAGCUCCUUCAAUCUCUCAUCACUAAAGAAAAUGGUGUUGAUGCAGAAGAUGCUGAGGGAUAUACACAUAUGCUUGAACUAUGGUUCUUGUUUGCUGUGAUCUGGUCGUUUGGUAGUCCACUCAAGGGAGAAGGUCGUCGACGAUUUGAUACCUUUGUUAGAGAUCUAGAGGGACAGUUCCCACCCAAGGAUACAGUCUUUGAUUAUUAUGUGUCUUUGGAGAAGAGGGGAUGGGCAGGUUGGGAUGAAAAAUUGCCAGCUACUUGGAAAUUCCCUGCUGGUACUCCAUUCCACAAGCUGUUUGUUCCAACCGUCGAGACGGUUCGUAAUGAAUUCUUAGUCCAUGCUCUCAUACGGUCCUCGUCUCCUAUCUUGCUUGCUGGUCACAUUGGGUGUGGCAAGUCUGCAAUUAUAUCCAGUGCCAUAAAGUCGAAUACCGUUAAUACCACCAUCCUACAUUCGCACUUGUCUGCAACCUCCACAGCUGCUGGGCUGCAAAGCUUGUUGGAGUCAAAAGUAGAACGUCGACACAAGAAUGUGUUUGGUCCGCCAAACAGUAAAUUGACCUUCUUGGUUGAAGAUUUGAAUCUUCCACGAGCUGGUCGAUUUGGGGCUCAGCCUCCUCUGGAAUGGAUUCGACAUCUCUUAACAUACGGUGAAUUAUAUGAGCCACGCAAACAGUCGUCUAAACAAAUUGUCGAUGUUUUGGUAAUGGGUUGCACCACUGUCGGAGGAUUCGGUACCCAAAUCAGUCCACGAGUGCAAGCUGCAUUCAAUCUCCUGCAUAUUCCUGAACCGACAAACGCUAAUAUUCAAAGAAUCAUGGGAUUGUCGAUGGGACAAUUGCUUCAGGACUUUGAAGAGACAAUAAAACCAUUAGGCGAGACACUCACUUUGUCUACCGUUGAAUUAUACCGUAGUAUCGCAGCCAAGUUGCUACCGACACCUGCCAAAGUACACUAUCUGUUUAAUCUGCGGGAUGUCAUGAUGGUAUUGCAAGGUCUGAUGAGAGCUCGAUCAGAAUAUUAUGACUCGCCAGAUUCUCUAGUACGCCUCUGGACUCAUGAAGUGUCGCGUGUCUUUGGAGAUCGUCUUGUAUGUAGAGAAGACAAGGAAGCAUUUGAACAAAUUCUUGAUAGUCGACUACAAACCCAUAUGAAUGUGUCGCUGAAACAAUUGUGUAGCGAGGAAGGUCAUUUACCAAUGUUUGGAGAUAUUCUAGAUACCAGUGAAAAGCCAGUUUAUGAAGAGAUUACGGACUUGGUUGGUCUCAAGGCCUUCUUGGAGAAGAAGCUGGUGGAAAGAAAUGGGGAAACUGGCAACCUUCCAGUCGACAUUGUCUUCUUCCGUGAUGCUAUCGAGCACAUAACGCGAUUGACUCGUAUUCUCCGAUUACCAGGAGGUAAUGCCUUGUUGGUUGGUGUUGGAGGUAGUGGUCGUCAGAGUCUAGCACGUUUAGCCGCUUUCUUAUUGGAUAUGCGUGUGUAUCAGUUACGAUGCACGCAAAAGUUUACUCAUGCUGACUUCCGGGAUGACUUGAAGGCACUGUUUAAGCGAGCAGCACUCGAAAACCAGAAGAUACUUAUAUUGUCCACCGAUGGAGACUUGAUGUUUAGCUCCGCAGCUGUAUCCGAGGGCGCACCGCCAGUAUCUGAUCUCAUUCUCGAUGACUUGGUGAAUAUUCUUAAUAGUGGUCGUGUCUUUGGCUUGUUUAGUGAUGAAGAGCUCUCUGAAAUGAAGAGAAACCUCAAGACCAAUAAAACCGUCAGCGCCGAGGGUACAGAUGUGCUGAAUGUCUUGCGGCAUAAUGCUAGAGCGAAUCUGCACUUGGCUCUGUGUAUGACUCCAUCUGGUGGUGUGUUCCGUAGAUGUAUCCAAGACUUCCCUGCCUUGAUGCAUUCUUGCGUCAUGGACUACUUUUGGAGUUGGAACACUGUAGCGCUAGAAGAAGUAGCUACGCAAAGGCUUAAAGAUAUAUGUAAUGAGCCCGAAGGAAAAGUGGUUAUGGGUGCUCUUGUUGCUAGUCACUUAACUGCAGUCGAGCAAGCCGAGAAGAGUAGUAGUGAGACUGGCAAGGCGAACUUCAUAACGCCCAGUCACUACCUUGAUUUGCUGAGAAACUACAAGACUCUUAUAGUAGAUGGCCGCGAAAGAAUUAGCACUGCCGUCUCGCGCCUAAAGACUGGUCUGAGUAAAUUAGACGAAACUCAAAAGGCAGUCGAAGUCAUAACUGUAGAACUAGCCACCACCAAAAAGCAUAUUGCAGAUUUCUCACGACAAUGUGAACAAACUUUGGUCACCAUCGUCAGUAAUAGUCGUGAAGCGGAUGAAACUGCCAAGGUUGUCGCUGCAAAGGCUGAAAAGCUGGGCGCAGAAGAAGAAGAGGUCAUGAUUCUGGCCGAUGCUGCUCAAGCUGAUUUAGACCAAGCUGUGCCAGCUCUUCAUUCUGCCGAAGAGGCUUUGAAUGGCAUCACCAAGAAGGAUUUGACUGAACUCAAGUCGUUUGCAAAACCUACGCCAGCUGUUGUAUCAGUCAUGGAGGCUGUGAUGACCUUAUUCAAGAAGGAACCAACUUGGGAAGAAGCUAAACGACAGCUUGGAGAUCUCAAGUUCUUGCAGAAUGUGAUACAAUUUGACCGUGAUAAUAUUUCAGAUAAAAUCUUGCGUCGAAUUACGCAGUAUAUCGGUGACGAGAACUUCCAACCUGACAUUGUUGGACGAGCUUCAGGCGCUGCGAAAGGUCUUUGUCUGUGGGUUAGAGCCAUGGAAACGUAUGGUCAGAUAUUCCGUCAAGUGGGUCCAAAGAAGGAAAAGUUGAGGCAACUGCAAGACCAGCUCGAGAAGAAACGAAAGAGUUUACAAGAAGCCAAAUCUAAAUACACUGAAACUCAAGAGAGAUUGGCGGAGCUCAAAGUUCAGUACGAAGAGAAGCUAGCUCUCAAAGAAAAACUGAAGCAAGAAUCCAGCUUGACGGAGCAACGCCUAGUCCGUGCGGAACAAUUAGUCAGUGGUCUAGCUAAUGAGAGAUCACGCUGGGAGAAAGUCAUUGUCUCCCAUGAAGAGACUCUAGCUCGAAUAACUGGUCAUACCGUCUUGGCCUCCGUAUUCUUGUCAUAUGCAGCAAACUUCUCUGCAGUCUACCGCGAAAGUCUGCUUAAGACGAUACGAACCACUCAUUUAGAGAGCCAUGAUAUCGCCGUAUCUCCUCAGUUCUCUGUAGUGGACUUUUUGAGUCAUGAGAAUGAGACACGACAAUGGCGACUGAAUGAUCUACCUCCUGAUAGCUUUGCCACUGAAAACGCUGUGCUAGUCACUCGAAGCAGCAGGUGGCCUCUAAUAAUAGACCCUCACGGACAAGGAACCAGAUGGUUAGUCAACACCCAUGGAGGUGAUAAGAACAGCAGCUCAACAUCAAAGACAUGUAGAGUACUAGGUGCUAGUCAGGCCAACUUUUUAGUAUCGCUUGAAAGCGCCAUUCAGGCCGGUAUUCCUACAAUAGUAACAGGUGUAACAGAGCAAGUAGACCAUGCACUCGAUGCUCUUUUGAGCAAGAGUAUUUUCGAACGUGAUGGCAAACCCUUCAUCCAGCUUGGCCAGAAAGCAGUCCCAUAUAAUCGAAACUUUAAGCUGUACUUUGUUACGAGCUUGUCAAACCCCAUGCUGACGCCGGAAUUAUUUGCUAAGCUCACCAUAGUAGAUUUCGCGGUGACUGAUGCUGGCGUACAGGAGCAUCUCUUGGGCAGUAUCAUUCAAAUAGAGCAACAAGAUUUGGAAGAUCAGAAGAGCUCUUUGGCAACUGCUAUGGCCUCUGCGAGGGUCAAACUAGUUCAAUUGGAGGACGAGAUUCUUAGAUUGCUAGGAUCAUCGCAUGGCUCCCUAUUAGAAGACGAACAGCUAGUUAGCGCUUUACAGACUUCAAAGUCUACCAGUGAAGAAAUUGGUCGGCAAUUGAGCUCCAGUGAGCUGACGGCCAAGAGAGUCGAUGCAGCACGUAAAGUAUACCAGCCUUGUGCCCACCGUGCCACUAUAUUAUUCUUCGUCAUGGCCCGCUUUGCCGAGGUCAACCCAGUAUACUACACUUCCAUGGACACAUAUGUUGAAUUGAUGCAGCAUUCUCUUGGCAAGGGCAAACGUAGUGAAGACAUUAACGACCGAAUAGCAGCCAUGAACGAGAACCAUACCUUCGCUGUCUAUAAGUAUAUGUGCCGAGUACUGUUUGAAGAGCACAAAAUGCUCUUUGCCUUCCAACUCGCUGUCAGUGUAUUGAACUCUAGUGGGAAGCUCAAUAUGGAAGAGUACUCCACCUUAUUCAAAAAACCAGAGGCAUCUGUAGGAGACGAAGAAGCUCCACCGCCGAAUGCUUGUCAAGAAUGGCUAGAUGACGAUUCUUGGUCUAGGAUCAUCCAUCUCAAUAAAUUGCAAGCACUGUCAGGUCUCUUAGGAUCGGUCGAGCAGAACGAACGAGAGUGGAAUCUGUGGUAUGUGUCUGCAGAGCCAGAAAAGAUCCCCCUCCCCGGUGAAUGGGAAAAUAAAGCCAAUGAGCUACAGCGUAUCCUCAUAAUCCGUGCUAUAAGACCUGAUCGAUUCUUGUCGUGUGCAGCAAACUUUGUAAAAGUUAACUUGGGCCAAAAGUUUGUCGAACGCACAGCAGAGUCUGACGACUUUUAUUUGGACUCUUCAGCUCUUAAACCCCUCAUUUUCAUCCUUGGCUCGGGUGCCGACUUUGCUCCCAUGAUGACCGACUUGAUGAAAAAGCAUAAUAUGACCGAUAAAACAGUCCAGGUAUCACUCGGCUACUCACAGCUAUCCAUGGCCACUAAAUUGCUUCAAGAGGCUGCUCUGAAUGGGCAAUGGUUGCUCUUGGAAAAUUGUCCCAUGCUAGGAGAUUGGCAGCUACUCUUCGAACAAUUCUGGGAACGUUUGGCGGUUGAACCGCCAUCACCCUCAUUCAGACUCUUCUUGACUGUCCAAUUCAAUCAGACAAUUCCUCGCUGGCUGCAUAACCAGUCGGUCAAAGUGGUAUUGGAGCAACCUAAGGGUGUAAAGGCACAUUUGACUCGUCUCAUGCGUCGUAUGUCAGAGGAUGAGGUGAAGAGCUCGCCAAAUCCUACUGCAUACAGGCGACUUUUGUUUGCCUUGUGCUUCUUCCAUGGUAUCAUAAUGGAACGUAAACGAUUUAGAAAUCUAGGUUGGAACAUGAUGCCCGACUUUAACGGAUCAGACUAUGAUGUGUGUGCUCAAGUACUCGCCACGUGCUUCGAUGCCGAUGGUGCUCCCCGAUUUGAUCUCUUGCGUCAUUUGAUUGCUGAUACGCAUUAUGGAGGGCAUUUGAGUGACGAAUGGGAUAAGCGUCUACUCCGUAGCUACUGUAAUGUGCUGUUCUGUGAGGCUGCACUCAGCACACCAGAGUAUCACUUCUCAGCUUCAGAAACGUACUGUCUGCCCGAUGUGACGGACUCUCAUGGCUUGCGUGAAUACGUUGCCUUGCUACCGUCAGUAGAUGCCGUCGAAUUGUUUGGACAAAAUAGUAACGCCGAUGUAGUUAGCAAAACAGACGAAGCCGAUCACUUUUUGAAUGCUCUACAGAUAAUGGAUAAACAGCAGGUCGGCGAUGUGGAUGGUGGUCGAGAGGCGCAGAUAUUGGCACUCGCUUCGAGUUUAUUGAAUCGUGUCCCGGUCGCAAUCAAGACAGCAUCACCAACAGCUUCCCAGUCAGCAUUACACAAUGGAACUUCUUUCGCGGCUGUUAUAGAACAAGAAUCCGGCUGUUACAAUGAGCUAUUACAACGUAUUAGACUGUCACUCUUGCAAGUGCAACAUGCUAUACAAGGCACCACUAUAAUGACGCCGGCACUGGAUUUGAUUAUCGAAGCCUUGUUUGAAAACAGAGUACCAGAUGCUUGGGCUGUAUAUCUGUCUCAAAAGACUUUGAAUGCAUGGAUACAAGAUUUGCUACUACGUGUAGAGUUCUUUAAUGAGUGGAUUGCCAAGGGUGAUCCGAAGACAUUCUGGUUGGGAGCAUUUACUCAUCCUGGUGGUUUCUUGACCGCCGUUUUGCAAAGAAGCUCCCGCUUCAGUAACAUUCCGUUGGACAAAUUGCAAUUGGAGAUAUCUGUAAUGCACGAAGAAUCAGAGGAUAGCUCACAGGUGAUCCAAGCUGCCGAUGGUGUACUGCUUCGUGGAGUGUACUUGGAAGGAGCUAGCUGGGAUCGUAAAAACAAUUGCUUAUGUGAUUCCAGGCCUAUGGAAUCGUACACUCAAUUGCCGAUCUUGUAUGCUCAUGUGGUUCAGGAAAAGAAGAAGCAUCCUAAGGGCAUGUUCCUAUGUCCUGUAUUUAGUGCCUUCCGGGAAACUCGGGCUGAACAGCCCUUCACUCUCACAUUAAAGUGCGGUUCCAAUGAUUCUGAAUUCUAUGUCAAAAGAGGUUGUGGUGCUCUGCUGACUCAACCUCGAUGA
Messenger RNA from Synchytrium microbalum, 13422 nucleotides. RefSeq lists its product as uncharacterized. The coding region runs from base 1 to 13422 and encodes 4473 amino acids. NCBI's taxonomy places the organism in Eukaryota, Fungi, Chytridiomycota, Chytridiomycetes, Synchytriales, Synchytriaceae. Gene Ontology annotation, biological process: microtubule-based movement. Gene Ontology annotation, cellular component: dynein complex. Gene Ontology annotation, molecular function: dynein intermediate chain binding; minus-end-directed microtubule motor activity; ATP hydrolysis activity. The transcript is spliced from 18 exons. The record is from RefSeq and is a predicted model, not a curated record.